Molecule: messenger RNA, 2208 nt
Organism: Glarea lozoyensis ATCC 20868
Lineage: Eukaryota; Fungi; Ascomycota; Leotiomycetes; Helotiales; Helotiaceae
Product: Six-hairpin glycosidase
Exons: 5
Coding region: 1-2208 (735 amino acids)
Biological process (GO): trehalose catabolic process
Cellular component (GO): cytoplasm
Molecular function (GO): calcium ion binding; alpha,alpha-trehalase activity
Source: RefSeq, a predicted model, not a curated record
AUGAGCUCGCCAUUGAAGCCACGAUCAUCUAUUGACAUUGACCCUUUCAGCGCGCCUGAAAUAUACUACGGGAAUGAUGCUGUUUACAAGAAUGGUAGCAACCACUUUCGGACCCGUACAUACUCAACUAACACGCGAGCCAUUCCUGACAUUACCUUCGAGCCACGAAAACCUCAGCGCCGCGGAUCUCACGAUGAGGUCAGUUUAUACCCUCGGAGAUUCUUGGUAAAUGUGGACUCUACCCUCGCCCACCUCGCAAAGCAAGAAGAUACGGACAACAAUUGGCAGAUUACCAUCGAAGAUACAGGCCCGAAGGUACUCUCGCUCGGAACCGUGGGAUCUAAUGGCAUCAACCGAUUUGAUAUUCGCGGCACAUAUAUGCUUUCCAAUCUGCUACAGGAACUUCAUCUAGCCAAGGACCACGGACGGAAUCAGAUCAUUCUGGACGAGUCGCGGUUGAACGAGAAUCCUACAAAUCGUCUCGCACGAUUAAUCAAGGAUUCAUUCUGGAGUGGCCUCACAAGGGUAAUAGAUGGUUCGGUUAUUGAAAUUGCCGGGAAAGAUCCCAAAGAUUGGACGGACGACCCCAUGCCCCGAAUUUAUGUACCAGUUGGAGCUCCCGAGCAACAUGCCUAUUACACCAAGGUUGCAAAGGACAGGCCUGAGAUCCGACUUGAGGUAUGCUGGUUGCCAAAAGAGAUUACCCCGGAGAAAGUUCGAGACAUGAAUGCAAAGCCAGGUCUUCUUGCGAUCGCGAUGGAUGAAACAGUCGACCCUGUCACUGGGGAGAAGACAUUGAAAGGCAAACCAUUUGUCGUUCCCGGAGGCCGUUUCAAUGAAUUGUAUGGAUGGGACAGCUAUAUGGAGUCAUUGGGUCUGAUAGCCAAUGGAAAGGUACACUUGGCCAAAUCUAUGGUCGAGCAUUUUUGCUUCUGCAUCAAGCAUUAUGGGAAAAUUCUCAACGCUACACGAUCCUAUUACCUCUGCAGGUCUCAGCCACCUUUUCUCACUGAUAUGGCGAUGAGAGUUUACGAUGAGAUUCAGGCUCAUGACCCUGGAGCCAAGGAAUUUCUGCGAACCGCAAUCCUAGCGGCAAUUAAAGAGUAUAAUAGUGUAUGGAUGGCCCACCCACGUUAUGAUCCAGCCACAGGACUCUCCCGAUACCGUCCUCAAGGCUUGGGAGUACCACCAGAGACCGAAGCAACUCACUUCACCCACAUUUUGGAGCCAUACGCGAAGAAGAACAACAUGACUUUCGACGAGUUUGUCCAAGCAUAUAACCAUGGUAAGGUCCACGAACCUGAACUCGACGAGUACUUUCUUCAUGACCGAGCUGUACGAGAAUCCGGCCAUGACACAUCAUACCGACUAGAGAGAGUGUGCGCGAACUUGGCCACAAUCGAUCUCAAUUCUUUACUCUAUAAAUAUGAGAAGGACAUUGCCAAAGCCAUCCAGAGAUUUUUCGGUAACAAGCUUGAAAUUCCCGAGGAGUUCUGUGUUGGCGAGAUGGUGCCUAAUCACAUCGAAACAUCUUCAAUGUGGGAUCGUAAGGCUAAGCGCCGCAAGAUGGCCAUGGAUAAGUAUAUGUGGAAUGAAAAGAAGGGUAUGUUUUUUGACUAUGACACCGUUAAAAAGGAACAGUGCACAUACGAAACAUGUACAACUUUCUGGUCAAUGUGGUCAGGUGUUGCAACACCCAGUCAAGCCGCUCGUCUUGUCAAUGACGCACUUCCAAAGUUCGAGGUUCUGGGCGGUCUCGUGUCUGGUACCAAAGAGUCCCGUGGAGAGAUUGGACUCGAAAGGCCGAACCGGCAGUGGGAUUACCCAUACGGCUGGGCUCCUCAGCAAAUGCUAGCCUGGACUGCCCUGGACAGAUAUGGUUAUCACGAGGAGGUAUCGAGGCUCGCAUACAGAUGGCUUUUCAUGAUGACGAAGGCCUUUGUCGAUUUCAACGGUGUUGUGGUUGAGAAAUAUGAUGUUACGCACGUGAUUGCUCCUCAUCGGGUUGAUGCAGAGUAUGGAAACCAAGGUCUUGAUUUCAAAGGAGUGGCAAAAGAAGGUUUCGGAUGGGUUAACGCCAGUUAUGUCUUCGGUUUACAGUUCAUGAAUGAGCAUAUGCAACGAGCCUUGGGUACAUUGACGCCAUGGGAGCAAUAUGCUCGUGCUACAAACGGAGUCCAUGCUAUCCCCGAACUCCCGUCGCCAUAG